This is a messenger RNA of Myodes glareolus (Bank vole), 1538 nucleotides long. Lineage: Eukaryota; Metazoa; Chordata; Mammalia; Rodentia; Cricetidae. The record is from RefSeq and is a predicted model, not a curated record.
CAGUCCUUCUGCUGCAGCCACCUUAGUGCUGGGAUUACAGAUGUGCCACUACCAUGCUCCUCUUAGGCCUUCAUCUUCUUCCAGUAGUGGGUUUGAGCACAGGACUUUUACAUGCCGGCCAAACGCAAACAUGAUCUUUUGUGUUCAAGGCUGUCUGGAGGGGAAAAAUUGUGACUGCCAAGUACUGAACAUAAAAAAUGACCUACAGGACUAGGAAGAUGGCUUGGUCAGUAAAUUGCUUGCUUCAGAAGUAUGAGGACCCAAGUUCAAAUCACCAGAACCCAGUUUUUCCAUGGUUUGGCUUGGAUAUUGGUGGAACCCUAGUAAAGCUGGUUUAUUUCGAACCUAAAGACAUCACUGCUGAAGAAGAAAAGGAGGAAGUGGAGAGUCUGAAAAGCAUUCGCAAGUACCUGACCUCCAAUGUGGCUUAUGGAUCCACAGGGAUUCGGGACGUGCACCUUGAGCUGAAGGACCUGACUCUGUGUGGACGCAAAGGCAAUCUGCACUUUAUACGCUUUCCCACUCAUGACAUGCCUGCUUUUAUUCAAAUGGGCAAAGAUAAAAACUUCUCGAGUCUCCACACUGUCUUUUGUGCCACUGGAGGCGGAUCAUACAAAUUUGAGCAGGAUUUUCGCACAAUAGGUGACCUUCAACUUCACAAAUUGGAUGAAUUGGAUUGCUUAAUAAAAGGAAUUUUGUACAUUGACUCAGUUGGAUUCAAUGGACGGUCACAGUGCUAUUAUUUUGAAAAUCCUGCUGAUUCUGAAAAAUGUCAGAAGUUACCAUUUGAUUUGAAAAAUCCAUACCCUCUGCUUCUGGUGAACAUUGGCUCAGGUGUUAGCAUCCUAGCAGUGUAUUCCAAAGAUAAUUAUAGGAGGGUCACAGGCACCAGUCUUGGAGGAGGAACUUUCUUUGGUCUCUGCUGUCUUCUUACUGGCUGUAGCACUUUUGAAGAAGCUCUUGAGAUGGCGUCUCGUGGGGAUAGCACCAAAGUGGACAAAUUAGUUCGAGACAUUUAUGGAGGAGAUUAUGAAAGGUUUGGAUUGCCAGGCUGGGCUGUAGCUUCAAGUUUUGGAAACAUGAUGAGCAAGGAGAAGAGAGAAGCUGCCAGUAAGGAGGACCUCGCCAGAGCUACAUUGAUCACCAUCACCAACAACAUUGGCUCCAUAGCAAGAAUGUGUGCCCUUAAUGAAAACAUUAACCAGGUCGUAUUUGUCGGCAAUUUCCUGAGAGUCAACACAAUCGCCAUGCGACUUCUGGCAUAUGCUCUGGAUUACUGGUCCAAGGGGCAGCUGAAAGCGCUGUUUUCAGAGCACGAGGGUUAUUUUGGAGCCGUUGGUGCACUCCUUGAGCUAUUGAAGAUACCCUGAAUGUUACUCGGAGGACUUCCUGAAACCUACCACAGGGGCAUCUAUGGACCUUUUUUUCUUUUUCUUUUUAAGAGACGUUUUAUGAUCGUGUACUACCCAAAUCAGAGCAAGAAACAAAUGUAUUUUUCUAAGUCAUCAAGAUAAAUUCUUAAAAUUCUGUCUAAUCUA